Messenger RNA from Triticum turgidum subsp. durum (durum wheat), 501 nucleotides. Lineage: Eukaryota; Viridiplantae; Streptophyta; Magnoliopsida; Poales; Poaceae. The record is from the annotation of a GenBank genome assembly.
AUGCACUCACAAGCAAACACUAGAAUUCUACACGGUGAUGUCAAACCAGCAAAUAUACUCUUGGAUGAUAACUUUAUAGCCAAGAUUUCAGACUUCGGCAUAUCCAGAUUGCUUGCGAGAGACAAGGAACACACUGCAUCAAUCAUCGGCGACAUAAACUAUAUGGAUCCGGUAUAUCUACAAGAAGGCCUACUAACCGAAAAAAGUGAUGUCUACAGUUUUGGAGUUGUGAUCCUGGAGCUUAUCAGUGGCAGGAGGGCCAUACACUCUGAGAAUAAUAGCUUGGUAAAGAGUUUCCUUGAAGCCCAUAAGGAACAGAAGAAAGCGACCGAACUUUUUGACAAGGAAAUUGCAAUAGCAGAAGAUUUAGAGCUUCGUGAUAGUCUAGCAGGUAUGGCCAUGGAAUGCCUUAGCCUUGAUGUAGAACAAAGACCAACAAUGAUGGAGGUAGCUGGGCAACUACACAUACUGAGUCGAUCUGGUAAGGUGCAAGAUGUUUGA